Rosa rugosa (rugosa rose) is the source of this 551-nucleotide messenger RNA. Its product is annotated as cold-regulated 413 plasma membrane protein 1-like. Bases 1 to 360 code for a protein of 119 amino acids. The record is from RefSeq and is a predicted model, not a curated record. Gene Ontology annotation, cellular component: membrane. The transcript has 3 exons. Lineage: Eukaryota; Viridiplantae; Streptophyta; Magnoliopsida; Rosales; Rosaceae.
AUGUAUAUAUAUAUAUUCUGUAGCCUUGCUUCACUAAUUUUCUCUAUCUUCAGGGGAGAAAUUGGAAGCUGGAUUGCCUUCGUUGCGGUUAUCUUGCGACUCUUUUUCCCUAAACGAUUCCCAGAAUGGGCUGAAUUGCCGGCUGCGCUGAUUCUUCUGAUGAUUGUGGCUCCGAGUUUAAUUGCAACCACUGUGAGGGAUGACUGGAUCGGAGUUGCAAUAUGUCUCGUCAUUGCAGCUUACUUGCUGCAAGAACACAUCCGGGCAUCCGGUGGAUUCAGAAACGCUUUCACACAACCCCAUGGCAUAAUCUGUCUGUUCAUCUACCCUGUUUGGGCGUUGGUCCUUGACAUCCUAUAGUUCCCUGCACUCUCUUAUUCUUUUGGACAUUGUAUUCUGUGAUUUUUCGUAAUUCAAUUUGUUUGGACUCUAAAUUAAAGUUGUUGUAUUCUUUUCAUACAUGUAUUACUCUCUGAGCAGAAACCCCGUGCAAGACACAAUUUUCUUUCAUGGUGAAGAAGCACAAUAUUUGGCCCAAAGGAUUCUUGAAA